AGAUUACCUGAGAGGAAAGUGGGUGAAUGUGACCUUAACAGGCCGUCUGUCCAUUUUUCCUUUCUUCAGGUUUUUGCUUCUUACUGUACUUCUUACUGUACCUCCCAAUGCUCUGAUAUCAUGGAAUUUUUUUUUGUUGAUUUUGUUUUUUUAAAAACCAGUCUGGCAGCUUUGGAAAAUUGAAAGCUAAGGGACUUUUUUUUCAUUAACUGAAAGCAAAACUUAAGCUCUUACCUGAGCUGUCUUCCACAGCUCAUUGCUGGCAGACUGCUUAUUGGAGUUGGAAAAAAAGUCCAGAGGGAGAUCCAUCAGUGCGGCAAUAACUAACUGUGACGACCGAGAAGGAUUGGAUGAGAGGGUCAGAGUGCUCCCAAGUUAUGGAUAAGUCCAGCGAUAACCCAGAGGAGGACAGAGUAUCCCUUAGGAGCAACGGGAAGAUGCCAGCAAAUGGAAUGGCGAAAGAGGUUCUGGGUGCAUUCCAGUCGUUCAGGCAAAGCAUUAGACGUCCUUCGGAAAAGAGUCCCUUUUCACCGAAAAGCAAGGACUCAAAGGUCACAUCCAGUGUGCAGGCACAAGUCAGUACAGAGUCUUCCUUUUCUUCACCACCAACAUCACCCAGUCUUAGUGCUGGCUCUCCAGCAACGACACCCUUUAAGGCCAUCGGGGGUUCCUUUCAGAAAAAUGAUGAAGAUCAGCCGGACAUCGUAACACAGAAAAAAAAGCCGAUAACUCGUUCAAAGUCAGAUACCAACACGUCUAAGCUGGGUGACUCCCUUAUGAAGAAAGGAGCCUCCAUUCGAAGAAGUCUGAGAUUUAGCUCGAAGAAGGAAAAUGAUAAAACAGGGAGAAAGGACUCUGCUGUCUCCGAGGCCCUACCAGAGAUUAUGGAUGACAAGGAAGCUGAGGAGGAGGAGUUGUCGGAGGUUGAUGAAUUGUACUCACUACCUGAAAUACCUCACACUCCGCUCUCAGUUAUGCAGAUCAACAAGCUAAUCGAGAUGGAGGUGCUGGAGGAGGCUCAUCUGAACCUGCUUGCCAUGCGGCAGGAGUUUCAGAAGGAGCAGGAGCAAUCUGGGGAUGACUCCCCUAUGGAAUUGGCCAAGAAAGAAAAAGACCUGGUCCUUCUUUAUAAUGACCUUCGGAAAAAGAUUUGCACCAUAGUCUGUGAUUCCAACUCUCUUCCUGCCAGGAAUAAAGCGCUUCUGGUACACUUGGCACGUAUUAUCCAGGAGGAGGAGAAGAGGGCUGAGGAACCAGGAGGGCUACAGGACAGCUGGAGAGAGGCCUGGAGGGAGGCGGUAUCUGACGGUGUACUGGCCAAGGUGAAAAGUGUUCAUCUGGACAGUAAAGAACAGAAUCGGUCAUGGUUGGCAGUUCAUCUUGGACUCCUGGGAAAAAUCAUUGUGGAGGAUUUGAUGAUUGUAAAGCAGGAACUACGAUGGUCCUACCCACCCAGCUUUAAAGUCUUCAGCACUUAUGUUAGGAGCUACCAAAGAGUCCUCGGGCAGCACUUGAAGAAGCUGGAGUCUCAAGUGACUGAGCUGAAGGAUGUGUAUGCUCUGCUAGAUUGGAUUCUCCACACAUACAAGAGUGAGAAGAUCAUGGGAAGUUUCUCUUUGCUGCCAGAAAUGGCAGAAGAAAGUACUGAUCUGCAGUUAGAAGAAAGCUUUAUGAAGCAGCUUUUAGAGAAAUACAGCCUCAAAGUAAAGGAUGACAUGAGUGCUGCACUGGACAGAGUGAUCGAACUGGAAAAUAAAGAUGUUUGGAAAGACAAAAAUGAGCCCCAGAUAGAAGACAACGUCUUUCACUCUCAAUUUCCUAUGGACAUCUGGACUAAUAUGAAGGCAAAUGUGAUCCACUCCCAAAAACUAGACAUUGAACUGGAAAAGAAAGUGAUCGUUUCCUGUCUUGAGGAGCUGAAAACCUUUCCCACAAGGUUUGAAAACCAGUUCAUAUUGCAUUGCAGCGCCCUUCAACCCCAACCCCUGUGGACAAAGUAUCAGAUAACCUACAUUAACAGCUUUGCUGCUUUACAGCAAUACAUGGAGGGGUACAUGGACAGCUGUCCAAACGAGGUGGAGGCGUUCAGAGGAGAGGUGAAAGGGCUUAUUGAGAGGCUAAUGGAAAGUCUGGGGAAACAGUAUAAAGAUGAUGCCAAGCCUUUCCUCAGGCGGAUGAUGACGAGGAAGUGGCUUACCAAUGAUGAUGACUUCAAAAACCUCUACAGCCGUACAAGGCAGCUUUGUGAUCAUUGUGAACACAUGAGUCCUCCAUAUUUAGAGGAAUUUGCGAACCGUUUGCAUUACCAUGUAGUGAAGGAGUACAUCGGCCAGCUCAUGAAGAAUAACUACUCAUGCAAGAACCAGAAGCAUGAGAGGGCUGCAACCAAAAUCUUUCAACAGUGGAAACAGCUUUGUGAAGUGUUUGACAACAUGGGAUCAACUCAUGAGUGGCUGGACCAAGUAGGAUAUGAUCUAAGCAAAAUCAUUGGAGAAAAAAACAAAACAGACAUCAAGAGCAAUGUGCAGCCCCUGCUAGAACAUUAUCCAGAUUUCAGCAGGAAACAUCUGGUUGCUGUUCUUUCCUUCAGGGGCCUUAAUAAAGGGCGCGAGUACCACUUAAUCCUCCAGAAACUCACUGCGCUUAAAAAGGAAGCGGGCAGCACAAGCACUGACAGAAGCCAAGUUUUAUUUGAGGACAUUCAAGUCACGGCUAACACUGACUGCUUUUCCAACCUGCCUUCCUUCUGUGUCAGCUUUCUGCAGUCAGACAGCUAAAGAAGAACUGCAGAGUUCAUUUCUUAUGCUCAGCUUCUGAACCUGCUGCAGGAAAUGCCAUGUCACUUUUUUUCUCAGGUUAUGGGAUUUUUCAUUAUGCGGGCUUGAUUGCACUGUGACUCUUGUUUGUAUAUAUCCAAAGAACAGAUUUUUCAUUCAUUGUUUGUGAUCAUUUUGUAACGUCACAUUCAGUUUGGCAAAUCUGUAUAAAAAAGAACAAAAUGUGAAUUUUACUUCAGCUACAACCAUACUACAGCUCUAUGUCUUCUUUAAGAUAAGCAAUGCUAUAUUUCAUUUUCCUAAGAACAGCACUAUGAAUUAGGGUCAUGUAUUGGUUAAGUUUAGAGAGGAGGUUAAAACAAUGCAGUUAGACUAAUAAAGAGGAUGAAAAGGUUGAAGGUACUCACAAGAAAACCAGCAAAUAAACAAAAGCAACUUAGACACUUGGAUAGGAUAAACUAUUAGAAUAAAAUAAUAUGGAUAAAGUUAUCUUAAAGACAUAUAGAAAACACAGUGCACUUUACACAGCUGUAAAAGAACAUCAUCAUCCUGUCCUUUAUCCAGUAGUUGGUCGCUGCACCCACAUAUACCACUGUAUAAUGUGGAUUGUUUUUGCAUCCGAGAAUACUAUGGCUUUAACCAAAGGAUGAAAAUGAUGACAUGUUAACAGAUCCUGCCAGAAAUCCAGAAUUUUGAGGUUAUUGUAUUUCAUGUAAAUAUAUAAUUGUUGGCUAACCUUGUUUAAGAAGACAAACAAACAUUCUUUCCUCACAGAAAUAACUUGAACUUAAAGAAGUAAUAAUAAAAAACUGAAAGUCAGUCAUCGCUCUCUAAUCAUGCUUCGGUACAAUGACUUUAAAAAUAAUGAAACAAACCUGGGCAAAAAUAAUCGUACCGCUAGAAAAGACUGAAAAUGAUGUGACCAAAGGGCCAUCUUAAAUCAAAGUGUGUGCACUAAUGAGCAUCACAGGUAUCUCCAAUCUUGUAACCAUUGAUUGAGCCUAUACAUAGGACUACAGAUAGCCACUGUGUUGUUUGGGAAUAUGGUGUAUACCACACUCAACAUGGACAAAAUGAGGAAAGGAACCAGUAUCCUCAGGAGAUAGAAGGGAAAUCACAGUAUAGGCAAGCAUGAUAAAAGUAAAGGCUAUCAGACAAUCUCCAAGCGGGUUGAUGUUCCUGUGACUGCAGCUGCACAGUAUAUUCAGAUUUUUUAGAUCCUUUGUUAAGUAGCCCAACCUAUUUGGACAUGGCCGCAUGAGGAAAAAUGUAGACAAUUUAAAGAGAUGGAUGGUCCAAUUUGGUCGUAAUGGGAAACGACCAAAGAGAGCUCUAUAGUUGAAAACAUAUAAUAAAAACGUAGGAAUGGUAUUUUUGCCAAACUACAUGUUGGUCGCUCUUUGAGUAUCAUCAUUCAUGUUCAGCCAUUUUCAUCAGUCUUUUUUUUUUUGAGGGGGGGAUAAUUCUGUCAAACCAUUGUUGAAAAUGAAUGUCUAACUUUCAUUUUUUUUCUUUUUUAAUUAUUUUUAUUUAUUAUUACCUUGGACAUAUUUAAGUAAUUUCUGUGACUAUUGUGGGGGUUUUGUUUAAAUCAUGUCCUAGCAAAAUGCACAUAAAUCAUUAAAGGGUAUGUAAAUAUCUUUGUGUAAAUAUGUAUAUUUCUUUGUCUUUUAAAUUUAGAUUAUCCCUAAUUUUGGAAUCACGAUUGCGAGUAAAUAUGACUUGCUCACAGACUUCUCAAAGUCCUUCCUGACACAACUGGGAUUCAGUUUCUAUAUAUGUUGAGAAAUCAAACCUGACAUCUUGGGACAGCUUUUUUAAUUUUGGGGUUGUUUUCAGAUGUUUUUUCUGCUAUAGUUGCUACUGAAUCAAAUGUAUACAGUUUUGUUUUAGGUUCUUUACUUUAGAGCCAUAUACCAUAUAUAAUCGGAACAGAUCAAUUAGAAGAUCUGUUCCGAUUAAGUUUUUUUAAAAUCAGAUUCAAAGUUCCAGUUUAAAAUACUAGAUGAUGAACGUCUUUUCAAUAUGCCCACAUUUCUGUAUUCAUAUUGUUUUGUCUGAAUGGUCUCAUUUAAAAUUCUAACCUCCAAUGUUGUGUUAUCAUUAGAUGUACACUAUGAGGAAAACAAUUGUAAAUAAGUAAA
Molecule: messenger RNA, 4921 nt
Organism: Cyprinodon variegatus (sheepshead minnow)
Lineage: Eukaryota; Metazoa; Chordata; Actinopteri; Cyprinodontiformes; Cyprinodontidae
Gene: exoc3l4
Product: exocyst complex component 3-like protein 4
Exons: 15
Coding region: 351-2777 (808 amino acids)
Biological process (GO): exocytosis; exocyst localization; base-excision repair
Cellular component (GO): exocyst
Molecular function (GO): DNA-(apurinic or apyrimidinic site) endonuclease activity; DNA N-glycosylase activity; zinc ion binding
Source: RefSeq, a predicted model, not a curated record